Messenger RNA from Orbicella faveolata, 955 nucleotides. RefSeq lists its product as uncharacterized. Gene Ontology annotation, cellular component: cytoskeleton; ciliary transition zone; ciliary basal body. Gene Ontology annotation, biological process: regulation of mitotic spindle assembly. NCBI's taxonomy places the organism in Eukaryota, Metazoa, Cnidaria, Anthozoa, Scleractinia, Merulinidae. The record is from RefSeq and is a predicted model, not a curated record. Gene Ontology annotation, molecular function: microtubule binding.
UGACUUGGCGACUUCCUUUCGCGUUCUUUCAGGGAAAGCGAAAUCGAAAUGGUUUACAGUUCAGCGUAUCGAAGGGCCUACAAGGAACCUUUGUGGGAUAACUUUAGCAAGGAGGAAUUUAUUAGCAAGUUGCAGUACAGAUCAGAUCGAAGGUCGGUGGAACAUCGCCAUCAGCCGUGGAGCUGGGACAGCGAAAGUGAAGAAGAUGAAGAUAUUGAAGAGAUUCCUGGAGACGAUGGCAGCUACAAUGGAGGUCGCCGCGAGUUUGUUCCACGUGAGGACAGAAUAGAUAAAAAAGUACCAAAACAAGCUUGGGAAGAGAGGAAAGAGAUUAAAGAAAACGGUCAUGCUGUUGACAAGACUUUUGUCCUACCUGAAAAGCUGAAGUAUGGAGAAGAAGAAGAGGAAAAACCAAAACAUCCGCAUGCUGCGGGCGAUUCGGGAUCGAAGGAACGCGAUCGGGGCGCGCGGAAACAUCACAGAUCAUCUGAAGAAAAAAGAAAACACCGAUCACAUUCAGCUUCCCCCGAAAAGAAUCAGUACUCUGAGGAAAGAAAGAAGAAAGCUCCUUUCCUUCCGUACGGAAGGGGUAACGAAGGACCUGUAGACAAGUGGAAAACUCACAAUGUGCUUGCUGCACUGCCAGAGGUUUAUCCUGCUGCCCUUCGUGCACAGAAAAGAAGACAGCAAGAGAUAAAAAAGAAAGCACAACUCCGAGAAGAAGCAGUGAAGAAGAAAGAGGUGCCUUCACAUUUUGAUGUAGAUGUUGCUUUUCCUAAAACUUGGUGGAUGACUGAGUAUCAAAGGAACUUUUGUAAAGAGGAAGAUGUCAAAAGACAUUUUCUGAGAUAGCAUACAGUACAUCUGUUAGGUGUAUUGGAAAGUGUGUUUUUGCUGGACAAGACAGAUUGCUAUUUGAGUUUUUAAUUUUGUAAAAUAGGCCAAAAAAAAAAAA